AUGCCUUCCACACCAGACCCCUUCGACGAUGUUCUCAAUCUCGAAGACAACUUUUACCAACGAGGCUACAGCCAGGGCCUUGCCGACGGCGAAAAAGCAGGCCGCAUGGAGGGCCGCUCCUUCGGCAUGCAACAGGGUUUCGACAAGUUCCUUGAGAGUGGCCGCCUAGCCAGCCGAGCCAUCGUAUGGGCCAACAGAAUACCGCCCCGGGCGAAACACAGCCCAGAAGAAGGGGGCGGCUGCUCGGACACGCAGGAGGACAAGAAGGCAUGCGCAUUGCCCUCGCUGCCGAACAAUGCCAGGCUAGAGAAGAAUGUGAGAAUGGUGUACUCCCUAGUGGAGCCGGACACGUUGUCGACAGAAAACACAGACGAGGCGGUUCAGGAUUUCGACGACCGGGUCAAGAGGGCCCAGGGAAAGGUCAAGGUCGUCGAGAGGAUGGCCUCAUGA
This is a messenger RNA of Metarhizium brunneum ARSEF 3297, 450 nucleotides long. It is a transcript of the gene LTO1, whose product is annotated as Protein LTO1. NCBI's taxonomy places the organism in Eukaryota, Fungi, Ascomycota, Sordariomycetes, Hypocreales, Clavicipitaceae. The record is from RefSeq and is a predicted model, not a curated record.